Drosophila gunungcola (fruit fly) is the source of this 1299-nucleotide messenger RNA. RefSeq lists its product as uncharacterized. Bases 63 to 1208 code for a protein of 381 amino acids. NCBI's taxonomy places the organism in Eukaryota, Metazoa, Arthropoda, Insecta, Diptera, Drosophilidae. Gene Ontology annotation, molecular function: ligand-gated monoatomic ion channel activity. Gene Ontology annotation, cellular component: membrane. The record is from RefSeq and is a predicted model, not a curated record. The transcript has 4 exons.
CCGACGCAGCUUCCGACGCCGAGGACACCAGCCGACGACGAGACCACCCCUCGGGGCUCUGGAUGACAUGUGGGACGAACCCACGGAACACUGCAUCCAUUCAGGACGCGAUCGACAGCCUGGCCGCUGACGCGGACGAUUGGGGCAAUGUUUAUCCAAAUAUAUCUGGAGAUGGAGCUCUUGGUAUGGUUAUCAAUCAAAAGGCGGAUAUAUGCAUUGGAGCAAUGUACUCUUGGUCUGAAGUCUACACAUAUUUAGAUCUCUCUAUGUAUCUUGUGCGUUCGGGAAUAACUUGUCUUGUUCCAGCACCUUUGCGACAAGCUAGUUGGUACCUUCCUUUGGAGCCUUUCCAAGAAGCUCUAUGGGCUGCAGUCCUGGUAUGUCUAUGUAUGGAAACUUUAGGAUUGGUUUUAGGCUUAAGAGGUGAGCAGGCACUAUACCUAGCGGCAAGCGAUAGAGACGGCUGGUGGAUUUGUACAAAGUUCGGACUGUCUACGACAUUUAAGCUUUUCGUAUCUCAAUCGGGAAGCAGCAAAGCUAGUUCUCUUACAGUUCGUGUGCUUCUUUUUGCCUGCUUUCUUAAUGACUUAAUCAUUACAAGCAUAUAUAGCGGCGGCCUUGCCAGUAUAUUGACAAUUCCAAGUAUGGAAGAGGCGGCCGACUCAGUCCAUCGUUUGCGAUCGCACCGAUUACAAUGGGCAGCUAACUCUGAGGCUUGGGUCUCAGCUAUCAGAGGGUCUGAAGAGCCAAUGGAUCAGGAUUUGUUAAACAAUUUUCACAUCUAUAGCGACGAUCAGCUACUUCAAUUAGCCCAGGAGCAGCGAGUGCGCAUUGGAUUUACAGUUGAGCGUUUGCCCUUUGGUCAUUUUGCCAUCGGGAACUAUUUGGUGCCUCAAGCGAUUGAUCAGUUAGUUAUCAUGCAGGAUGACAUAUAUUUCCAGUACACGGUCGCUUUUGUUCCCAGACUGUGGCCACUUCUUGAGCAAUUCAAUACUCUCAUCUACAACUGGCAUUCGUCUGGCCUCGACAAAUACUGGGAAUACCGUAUAAUAGCCGAUAACCUAAAUCUGAAGACACAACAACAAGUCGAGGAAACAAUGUCCGGCAGAAAAGAAGACAUUGGUCCUGUCAUGCUUGGAAUGUCUAACUUUGCUGGAUUUUUAAUUCUUUGGAUAUUGGGAUCUGCUGUAGCCAUAUCUGUUUUUUGAUCGAGCUACUUUAUACGAAGUAUACAAAUACAUUAUAAAUAUAAAAAGACAAACUCAAUGCAUUGAAUCUAUAUUUAAUCAAAAAUGUAUA